Molecule: messenger RNA, 3786 nt
Organism: Malurus melanocephalus (red-backed fairy wren)
Lineage: Eukaryota; Metazoa; Chordata; Aves; Passeriformes; Maluridae
Gene: OGFR
Product: opioid growth factor receptor
Exons: 8
Coding region: 104-2179 (691 amino acids)
Cellular component (GO): membrane
Molecular function (GO): opioid growth factor receptor activity
Source: RefSeq, a predicted model, not a curated record
CCCCCCCACACGUGGCCGGGCUUUGUGCGCGCGGGCGGGCGGUUCCGCCGCCUCAUCCCGGGCCCUUUCGCUUUCCCUUUCCCUUCCCCUCCCCGCCGCUCCCAUGGCGGCCCGCCUCACCUGCAGGGCGGACGAGGACGAGGCGGAGGACGAGGCGAACCUCUGGAAGUACGACUCCACCUGGGAGGGGGAGGAGGAGGAGGACGAGGAGGAGGAUGGCGGAGGCGAGCCGGAGGGAGCGGCGUUGGAGGAGCCGGAGGAUGCGGGGGAGCAGCCGGGGCAGGGCCGGGCGCGGAGCUGCGGGCACAGCCAGGAUCAAAGCUCAARUUCAUCACUGCUGUCUUGGAGUUUUCAGUGCAGCGGGAGGCGCAACUGGAUGGCAGCGAAAGACCUGCAGAGAUACAGAAACCAUUACCCAGAUUUGAAAGAACCAGAAAAUGAGGAGGAGGAAGAGAUGUGGAACUUGAGCUUUUAUAAAAAUGAGAUUGCUUUUGUGCCCCACGGUGUGCUUAUUGAAACUCUGCUUUCAUUGUGGUGGGACAACUAUGAAAUGCUGGAAGAAAAUCAUUCUUACAUUCAAUGGCUGUUCCCUUUACGUGAACAUGGGAUGAACUGGCGUGCCAGGCCGCUCACCUGUCAAGAAAUCCAGGCCUUUAGGAAGUCCAAGGAGGUUAUGGACAGGUUUAUACGUGCUUAUGAGCUCAUGCUGGGAUUUUAUGGGAUCAGUCUUGUCAACAAAGAAACUGGAGAACUUAAGAGAGCAGAGAAUUGGCGUGAACGAUUUGAAAACUUGAACAGGUUCAGCCACAACAAUUUGAGGAUUACUCGCAUCCUGAAGUGCCUGGGGGAGAUGGGAUAUGAAGACUUUCAAGUGCACUUGGUGAAGUUUUUCCUCACAGAAACUCUUGUUGAGGAGACAUUACCAAACGUCAAGAGAAGUGCCUUGGAUUACUUCCUGUUCACUGUCAGAAGCAAAGAGAAGAGGAGAGAACUCGUCCACUAUGCUUGGCAACACUUUAAACCUCAGAAAAACUUUGUCUGGGGGCCUCAUGACAAACUCAAGAAGUACAGACCCCGCUCUGCCAAACAGCAGCUGCACCAACGGCCUGAGGACAAACAGGACACUCYGUGUAAAAAAUGUGGUGAUUCUGUGGGGAAGGAUCAGAACCAGUCUCCAGAGGUGGAGCAGAAAGCUGGAGAUGCUGCAGAGUUGCAGCCUGGAAUGAGUGAUGAACUUGUAAAAGAGAAGAUAAGCAAAUGCAUUUUGAAGGGAGGAGAUAAUGAAGAGGAGAAAGAAGUUUCAUUGGCCCAGCUGGAGGAGAAGGAUUUAAAAAGUGAAGCCAAAGAAGUGCAGGGUACAGCAGAAAAUGACUGUACAAAGGAGAGCAAGAAGAGAAAACUGCAUGCAAAUUUGGCAGAUGAUAAAAUGGGUGGAUCCUUGAAAAACUCUGCUGAUAUUGAAAACAUCUCUCACAAUCUGGGAGAAUGUGCAAUUGAUGCAGAAGUCCCUUCCUCAGGCCCAGUCUCCCAGGCAGAAGAGGACCAGGAAACACUGAAGGAAGAUGAUUCAAGCACCAAAGAGCCGGCAGCACCAGAGGCCACGGAUGCAGCUGUGAAACGGAGGAAAGUUGAUAAAAGAACAUUGAGAAGCAAACCAGUCAACUUGGCCAUAAACCUGAACAUGGGGCCCUCAGCCUCUGGUGCCAAGGCAAAUCCAUCUGCUGCUAAUGGUGAGGCUGGAAAGGAAAAUAUCAGUGAGAAAAAUGCAGCUGUGGAAGUGCCAAGUGAGAAGGGGGGUGGUGGUGGUGAUGCAGAUGGUGGGGCUGUGAGACCCCUGGCUGCUUCCAGGCUCCCCAGGACUGGCUGCACUGUUCCCAUCAAGGAUGGCUGGAAGGCGAGUGGAGAUCAAGGGUCAGCAGUGGGUGAUCAGCCCCACUGCAACAGCAAACUCCUGGGGGGUAAAAGUGAASUAGAUGGGGUAGAACAGCAGAAAAAGACAGAAAAUCCAGGUGAAAAAGGGCAARCAGAAGACACAGACGAGAAGCAAGCUCCAGAGAGUCAUGAGCAGAGCGUGACACCCACUUGUCGUGAUGAAAACAGUGCUGAUGUUGCAACACAAAAAGCUGAAGGCUCUGAGGAUGCAGCAGAGCCUGGUGGAGAGCAGGGAGCAGCAGAGUGAGAGCAGCACUUUGAGCAGCUGAGCCAGCAGAGAUGGCACUGCCCUGUGCUGGGAGCCAGCUUUGGAGGCUUGGAGAACUGAAUAAACUUCCUUUGGGAUGAUCAGCUGGCCUGUCUCACUUUCACUAUCCCAUGGUUUUUUAAUCAUCUCUUGUAAACUCAUUGAGAUGCAGCUCUUGAUUACCCUAAAGAGGAAAACUCUUAAUUUGCUCCUCUUCAAGUGCAGGCCCAUGUCCUGUUCCUGAGUUUUAUCUGAUGUUCAGGGCUAUCCUGGAGCAACGGGGAUUUUUGCACUUUGAUUCUGGUUAUGUCCCUAACUGAAAGAGAAGAGGAAAACUGAUCUUGUCUCCUUAUUUGAAUUACUUAAUUAUUUAUUAAAUACAUGAUUUCURAUGUAAGACAGCAUGACCUAAUCUGCCAGGCCUUUCUAUUACUGUAUAACUUCUGUUUGUUAUUUUGAAAAGCUGUACCUUAUCAGGAGUUUUUUCCUGGCAAAAGUGCUGUUUCUCUAAAAGAGAUGAUUAUAUGGAUUUCACAUGAUGUCAGAGGAUAGUUGCCUCUCCUGUUAGGAAAGUAGCGUCGUCUUUUUAGGGAUAAAAAGCGUUACCAAAAUGUAUCUCUGAUGAUUAUGAACCUUUGUGUAGAGAUUCUGUUCUCUGAGGUGCAAAGUGCUGAAUAAUUAGUUCUCUUUAUCCCCAUGGGCGUUGCUUUGUAGUUCUUGUUGGAGUUGUUAAAGAGUAUGAAUUGUUUACUGGUUUUAGAGAAAACACUUCAGAUUUUGCUUAAAACUCUCUAGAGCUGCUCUUCUGCAGGUUUUCCCACCACUUUUAGACUCUUUAUAGUCUUCCACAGAUUUUUGUGUCCAUGACUGUUUCAAAGGCCCUCRUUUCUCAGUUGCCAAAACAGCCCAAAUAUUUCCCAGUGCAUUUUUUUUCAGCCUUUGCUGGUAAUUUGCAGUGGCCUGGGGGGCUCUUUCCUGCAGGUCCAUGUCGUGAGGUUUGGUGUGUCAGAUCCAACCCAUUUCCUUCUUAGGGCAGGAUUGCUUUGCCUUUAAUGUCAGACAGCCAGGGCAUGUUCCAGUGCAGCAUGUCUGGAAACCACUGGGCUUUGUGGGGCAGUUAAUUGAAACGUUAAUUGGAGAGGCUAYGCUUGUCUGGUUCAUUUAUUUCCAACCCUCAAGAAUUUACUUUCAGACCUUGCCAGCUCUGCCUGCUUUAGUGUUCCUGACCUCUCUGUCAGCUGUUCUGCCACACUUACACAAUGUUCCACUGAGUGAAGGAGCAUUAAAACAGUUUAGCACCUUUACUCCUAAAGAUUGGCAACACAGGACUUGUUUCAUGAAGUAGAGAAAACUUUCCAACAGCCAGAAGGUCUGGAUUUGCUGUUUACUCAGGUUGUUUKGGAUGGUUUUGGGGUUCUUUGGUGCUGUGUGGUUUUGUGUAGGAGAUGGCCAGGGAGCAGAUGCAGCAGCUUGUGCAAUGUCAAUGUUUUUCCUCUCUGCUACAGCUCUUAAAAAGCUUCAUCUUUCAAGGAAUUUGAGGGGUGACUUGCCUUCCCAGACUGUAGGUUCUGAUCCAGCAUGCCACAUACAUGUGUGGGAAUAAAAGU